Molecule: messenger RNA, 768 nt
Organism: Dictyostelium discoideum AX4
Lineage: Eukaryota; Evosea; Eumycetozoa; Dictyosteliales; Dictyosteliaceae
Gene: med30
Exons: 2
Coding region: 1-768 (255 amino acids)
Cellular component (GO): nucleus
Source: RefSeq, a predicted model, not a curated record
AUGGAUAAAAUUGAAAUUGAAGAGGAAUUGAUUUGUUCAUUGGCAGUAAAAGGUGAAAAAUCAAUACAUAAACUACUAUUGAAUAUAUUAGCAAUUGUAAAGCAAUUAAAAACCAUUCAAUCUGAUCCAGUAUUAACAUACCAAGUUUCAACUAAAGCUCAACAACAAUUGCAAUCACAACAACUUCAACAACCUCAAAGUAUUCCUUCUUCUACAAAUAAUUCAACAAAUACUAAUACUAAUAAUUCUACAACAACCACUACUACAUCAUCUACAUCAUCAACAACAACACCAACAACAACAACUUCUACAACAUCACCAUUAAAUUCAAAAGAUUCAACAGCAACAACAACUACAAAAGAACAACCAUCAUCACCAACAUUACCAACAUUAAAUUUAAAUUUUGUAAAUGAUAAUGAUAAAAUUAAAGAAUUAAAUCAAAAUUGCAUUCAAUCAAUUUUAGCAUUACAAAAAACUAUUAAAGAAAUUUCAUUAUUAGAAACUAAAAUAUCACAAAAACCAAAAGAUAAUAUUGAUAAUGAUGAUACUAUCAUGAAAGAUGAUAAUAAUAAUAGUAGUACCUCAGCACCAACAACAACAACAAUUAAUAUAGAAAAACAGGAUCAAACCUCAUUAUCUAAUGAAUUGGAAAGAUUAAAAAUGGAUGCAUAUCAAAAAAAUUGUGUAAUAAAGAAAUUAAUCGAUAAUAUGAGAUUACUUCAAUUAAGUAUAAAUUCAAUGAAUAGAACAUCGACUGGAACAGAUUAA